AUGGCUAACGUCAACGAGGGCGAGGGCAGGGCGGCGCCGGUGGUGUUGAUCACGGGGUGCGCCGAGGGCGGCAUCGGCUACGAGUACUGUCGUGCCUUCGCCACCCUCGGCUGCCGCGUCGUCGCCACCGACAUCCCUGACCGCGUCCCGGACCUCGCCGGCCUCGACAACACCGUCGUCGUCGAUCGCCUCCCGCUCGACGUCACCUCCAACGAAAGCGUGACCGACGCCGUGGCACGCGUGCUGCGCGACCACGGCCGCAUCGACGUGCUCGUCAACAACGCCGGGAUCGGCUGCACCGGCCCGCUGGCGGAGCUGAGCGGCGAGGCCGUGCGGCGCACCAUGGACGUGAACUUCCUCGGCCAGCUGCGGCUGGUGCACGCGGUCGCGCCCCACAUGGCGUCGCGGCGGUACGGGCGCGUGGUGAACGUGGGCAGCGUCGUCGGCACCGCCGCCACGCCAUGGGCGGGGGUCUACUGCGCGUCCAAGGCGGCGGUGCACGCAGCGACCGACGCGUUGCGGCUGGAGCUGGCGCCGUUCGGGGUGCACGUCGUGAAGGUGGUGCCCGGGGCGGUGCGGUCCGGCCUGGGCCACGCCAACACGGCGCAGCUCGCCGGAGCGAAGCAGCAGUGGGGGAUGUACCGUCAGUUCACGGCGGCGAUCGAGGAGAGGGCGCGGGCGUCGCAGGGGGCGGGUGCGACGGAAGCGUCGGUGUUCGCGAGGCACGUGGCGGCGCGGGUCAUGCGGCCGAGGCCGCCGCGGGAGAUCGUGUACGGGAGCAUGACGGGGCUGUUCGCCGUGCUUGCCAUGUCGCCGGCCUGGGCGCGUGACGCCUUCUUCGCCAGGCGGUUCGGGCUCAAUAAGGUCUAA
Triticum dicoccoides is the source of this 870-nucleotide messenger RNA. Its product is annotated as short-chain dehydrogenase ptmH-like. The coding region runs from base 1 to 870 and encodes 289 amino acids. NCBI's taxonomy places the organism in Eukaryota, Viridiplantae, Streptophyta, Magnoliopsida, Poales, Poaceae. Gene Ontology annotation, cellular component: endoplasmic reticulum. The record is from RefSeq and is a predicted model, not a curated record. The transcript has a single exon.